This is a messenger RNA of Lactuca saligna, 1510 nucleotides long. The record is from the annotation of a GenBank genome assembly. NCBI's taxonomy places the organism in Eukaryota, Viridiplantae, Streptophyta, Magnoliopsida, Asterales, Asteraceae.
AUGAUGAUAACCUCCUCUUCAUCUUCGUCCAAUUCCGCAGUAGCAGCAGCACCGUCGCCAUUAAUCCCGACAAUCAUUCUACUCCUACUAUGUCUUCCUGGUCUCUUUUACUUAGCCCCACACAUCCUCCCUCCACCGCCAACACCACCCAUCUCCUUCCCCGAGGAACUUGAAGAUCUUUCCCUUUUCCGGAGGGCCGCUGCCGUUGAAUCAAACGCAAACAACCCAUCUAGACCUAAAUCCCAUCUCGGAUCCACCAAUUCUAAACCCAAAAUCGCCUUCCUCUUCCUCACAAACUCCGACCUUCACUUCGCCCCUUUAUGGGAACGGUUCUUUAAUGGCAACAAAUCAAAUCGUCAUCUCUACUCUUUGUAUGUUCACGCCGACCCAACUGUGAAGACCAAAAUCAAAAGCCCUGGUGGGAUUUUUUCUGAAGAUCGAUUCAUUACUGCUAAGAAAACUCAUCGUGGAACCGCCACUCUCGUCUCCGCCGCUCGUCGUCUCCUUGCCACCGCACUACUCGACGAUCCUUCUAACGCGUUUUUCACGCUUAUCUCCCAGCAUUGCGUACCCCUUCACUCUUUCAACUUCUUUUACGAUACCCUUUUCGAAGUUAAAUCGCAUCAAAUAGCCGAAUUGCGACAUUUGAAGUACAAAAGCUUCAUCGAGAUAAUUUCCAAAGAUCCCAAUAUUUUGGACAGGUACAAUGCCAGAGGGAAAGGCGUGAUGGUUCCCGAAGUUCCAUUUAAUAAAUUUCGAAUGGGUUCACAGUUCUUUACGCUGACGCGGAGGCACGCACUGCUUGUGGUCAGUGAUCGGCGGCUAUGGAAGAAAUUCAAGCUGAAUUGUCUGAGGCCGCAAUCGUGUUACCCUGAAGAGCAUUAUUUUCCAACAUUGUUGUCCAUGGAGGAUCCAGAAGGGUGUACUGGAUAUACACUGACUCGUGUGAAUUGGACUGAUAGUGUUAAUGGACACCCACAUACAUAUUACCCGCCGGAGAAAGUUCUCACGGGAUUGCUUGCAGCCAUUGAUGAACAUGGCCACGGAAGUCAUUUUCCGGGACUGAAUUCUUUUGAGUUUUCUGCCAUACACCCAAGUGCUACUGGAAACUGUAAAAAAAAAGGCUAGUUAAAGGUAUUCAUGCCUAAAACUCAAAAGUUAAAAACCAGCACAAAUGCUCAAGCAAGAAGAAAAAGAAGAAGAAGAAGAGGUGUUGACAGAAGACAAUGAGCAAACAAAGAUGUGGGGUUUGGAGUGUGUAACAUAAGCUAAUCAUCCUCUGCUAGUACUAAUUACUUGGAGGUCGGUGUAGUCCUUGAGUGGAUUUUUUAUUUUAUUUUUUACUUUUACUUAACUUGUACUCCGUUUCUCCUAAGUUUUCUUACUUUUACCUUCCAUGUUUCUUAUGUAAUUCUAUUUCUUUGACAAAAUUUUGAAGUUAAGUUACCUAUUUGUUCAUUGUAUAUGUUGUAAAUAGUUUGAUUUGUUUAUCUUGUUAUUUUGUAUGGAG